Penicillium atrosanguineum is the source of this 1050-nucleotide messenger RNA. RefSeq lists its product as uncharacterized. Lineage: Eukaryota; Fungi; Ascomycota; Eurotiomycetes; Eurotiales; Aspergillaceae. The transcript has 2 exons. Bases 1 to 1050 code for a protein of 349 amino acids. The record is from RefSeq and is a predicted model, not a curated record.
AUGACGGACACUAUCACGGACACUAUCACGGACACUGUCACGGACACCGUCACGGACAUAAUCACUGACGUUCUCACGGACACUAUCACGGAUACCACUACGGAAACUACUACGGAUACUACUACGGAAACUACUACGGAUACUACUACAGUCACGACGACUGAUACAGUCACUACACCGACGACCAUCACUGUAGCGCCGAAUCCCUGUCCGACCACUUGCAGCAUUACCUCCCCUUCGGUAUACAUGGUUGUUAACACCAUCUAUGGCACCAACACCGCUGGUCGCGCCGGGCCCUCUGGCACUAGCUUGGUAUUCCCUCUCGACCUGAACCAGGUCUCGACCAUCGAUCUCGUCAAUUCAGCUACGCGACAGCUUACCUUGAAUGACCUUGGCACAGAUUGUCCACAGACGGAAGAUCCCUCAGUGAUCGCGACGGCGGCACCUAAUGGCAGGUGUGAUCCUAUCCUUGUGGCUCCAGAGCCCGUCAAAUCUUGGGCUUCACCUUGCAAUGCAUGUGGUCAAUUCGGACUGUUCGACCCCCCCUAUGCCGUCGCGCCACUCACUGGAGGUCUGGUGCCGGUGACGACGACUGUUGCGAUGACCCAGCCAGAGACACACAGUACCCCAAUCGCGACUUCUGCCACAGAUACUACCGCCACGCCGAUAGACACCACUACGGUAGCGGUCACUACAGAGUCCACUUCCUCCAGUACAGAGCCUACUUCGCCCGUGACAGAAACCUCUUCCUCUGAGGUUGACGUUACUUCUUCCAACGUGAUGCCAACUACCGCAUCAUCCAGUACUAGCCAGGCUACUGUUUCGUCAUCAUCCAGUACUAGCCAGACUGCUGUUUCGUCAUCAUCCAGUACUAGCCAGACUGCUGUUUCGUCAUCAUCCAGUACUAGCCAGACUGCUGUUUCGCCAUCAUCCUCCGGCUCCGUCUCCAAUCCAGCUACUACUUCUCCGGCGUUCAAUUCUGCGACCAAAGAAAGUGGACGUGGCGCAUGGCUGGGUUUGAGUCUCUUCGCGUUGGCAUUCUUGCUAUAA